Molecule: messenger RNA, 2143 nt
Organism: Vanrija pseudolonga
Lineage: Eukaryota; Fungi; Basidiomycota; Tremellomycetes; Trichosporonales; Trichosporonaceae
Product: putative polyamine oxidase 4
Exons: 2
Coding region: 188-1786 (532 amino acids)
Biological process (GO): negative regulation of transcription by RNA polymerase II; positive regulation of transcription by RNA polymerase II
Molecular function (GO): oxidoreductase activity; chromatin binding; transcription factor binding
Source: RefSeq, a predicted model, not a curated record
CUCACGACUCACACACAACCCCUCGCUUAGUCCGACUCCUCUAGACAUUCUCGGCGCUCAUCUCGGAUCCGAAGCGCAGAACUUGGCGACGGCGACGAGAAGAUAAAGGACGCGGCGGAGCACCCAUCGCAGACGCCCUCACUUACCAUCACACCGAGCAGCUCCAACAGCUCCACAACACAACAACAUGGGCUCCAAGUCGAGCACUGAGCAGAAGGCCUCCAAAGCCGGAUCCAAGCUGAAAGCCUCGGACGCCGACGCGCCAACAGUCAUCGUGAUCGGUGCCGGCGUGUCCGGCCUGUCGUGCGCCAAGAGCCUGACCGACGCCGGGGUGAGCGUGCUCCUCCUCGAGGCGCGCGAGCGGAUCGGCGGCCGCACGCACACAUACACGGUCGAGACGGACGACAAGUCCAAUUACUUCUUCGACCUGGGCGCGUCGUAUAUCCACGGCAUUGCGGGCAACCCGCUGUACAAGUUUGCCAAGGCGCACAACCUGCCGCUCAAGGUAGAGGACGACGACGAUGACGAGGGCGAGGACGAAGAUGAGGGUGGCGCCGAGGGCGACGACAAGGACAGCCCGCACGAGAGCUGGGCCCUCGAGGCUAUCUACUCCCCCGAAGGCCCGCCGAUCGACAAGGAGCUCGCCGCGCGCCUCAACUUUAACGUCUUCAAGGCCUUCUUCUCCGACUCGGACGAGUACAGCCAGUCGUCGUCGACCGAAGUGCCGCCGAUUUCCGAGUCGCUCGGCGGGUGGCUGUUUGACGAGUCGCGCUCGACGCUAUUCAAGGGGCUGGACAACGAGCGCGACCGCAAGUUUGCGCGCGAUAUCGUGCUCUCGGCGCAGUCGUACACCGGCGGCCGGCUAGACGACGUGUCGAUGCGCUUCGUGCACUCGACCGCGACGUUCAACGGGCCCGACGCGACGUUCGUCAACGGCUACGUCGGCGUCUACGGCGCGCUGCACAAGGCGGUUGUCGAGGCCAAGAAGAGCAAGCGCAAGCUCGCGGACGUGCGCCUUGGCGAGCCAGUCACCGAGGUGCGCCUCGUCGACGACGACGAGGCAGUCGAGGUCGUCACGAGCAAGGGUAGCUACAAGGCCGCGCAUGUGGUCUGUACCCUUCCUCUCGGGGUGCUCAAGCAUAGUCCGCCCAAGUUCGACCCGCCGCUCCCCAAGCGGCGCGUGGACGCGACGAACCGCCUGGGCUUUGGGCUCAUGAACAAGAUUAUCGUGAUCUACGACAAGCCGUUCUGGCCCGAGGCGGCGCCGUACUUCUCCUUCCUGCCCUCCAAGUUGUCGGAGGACUUCCUCCCGGUUCUGAAGGACAUCGCGCUCAACAGCCUCAACCUCGUCCCGAUCAACGGCCAGCCCGCGCUCCUCUUCUUCUGCGGCGCGGAUUUUGGCCACGACCUCGAGGCAAAGUCGGACGAGUACAUCGCCGAGCACAUGCACCGCAUCCUCACACACCACUUUGGCCAGAGCGCAGGCGGCGCCAUGCCCGACAAGCCCAAGGCUGUGGUGGUUACACGUUGGGAGAGCGACCCGUACGCGCGCGGCAGCUACUCGUAUGUCCGUGUAGCCGACGACAAGGCCCUCGACCCCGAUACGACGUCCACGCCGCAGGACUACCUCGAGCUCGGGCGCCCGCUCUGGGACGAGCGGCUGCUGUUCGCCGGCGAAGCGACAGAUCCCGACCACUAUGCAACCGCCCACGGCCCGUUCAUCACCGGCCAGCGACAAGCGCAGCGAGUGCUCGACGCGCUCGAGUUGGCGGCCCUGGAGGUCUAGACUGUCUUGUUUCUGUACUGUACAACAUGUAUGUUGACAACAUAUCCCCCUACGCCUGCGGCCGAUUCAGCUCCCAGCACUCCCACCCUCCGGUGACCAGCCACUCGUCGCGCACCUCCCUGAGCCUCUCCCUGCGCUGCGCUCGCGUAGCUUUACCAAGCUGCACGUCGGCACACGCGGCGCGCAUCUUCCUCGCCGCGUUGCGCAGGUCGCCAGGAUCAGCAGCGAGGAGCCGCAGGCGCGUCCACUGGGCCUCGCUGAGCGCUGCCGCGUCGCGCGAGCAGUGGCGCGCAAUGAGCACCUGCACUUCGGCCGGCAGGUCGAGCAGCGCAAAGGGGACCACAGGGCUCGUGUCCC